AUGGACGCGAAACGUACUAUAGGCAUCGCACCGGACUCCGACUGUGUAAAAGGAGUGAUUGCAUGUCAAUGCGAACUAGGUCGAGAAAAGCUACUGACAGCUCCACCUUACAAUAGGGUGUCCUCGCCUCAAGAUGAGAACAAGUCGCGGUACUCUACUGCACCUUGCGCUCGGGAUAUCGACCAAAACAAGUGUCCUAUUAGCCACGUUCUUAUCACAUUUAAAUCGCCAUUGCAUCCAAACGAAGUGUUCAAUAAAGUGUUCCCCGCCAAUACUGCAAUUAAAUAUGUCAAAAAGAAACUUGCCAAAUUGCUAGGCCUGUCAAAUAAUAAUAUACUUUUAACCAAAAAUAGGACUGUAUUGAAGGACUCAAGCCUCGUAUCAGAUUUGAAAACUGAUGUACUCGGUAAUCUUGUUAUUGAUGUCUUCACCAAAGAUUCCGAAGAAUUUUCUUUAUCAUCCAUACCAAAAGAAUCGUACGUCCAUGAUCUUCUUCAUGCAGUUAUGCCAAAAAAGAAAGCAAUGCCUUUUAUUGCAAUAAAAUUUAACAUUCGUAAUCAAAACGGGAUAUUCACUCGCUCAUACCAUUCUAUCAUGAAAAUUCACGAGGUGAAAAAGAAUUUAGCUGGUCUGUUUGAUACUGCACAUGACAAUUUAGUUCUGUUAAGAAGAGAGCAACCACUUCAAGACCGAAUGGCACUUUUAGAUCUUGAUUAUGAUAAAUAUGGUAUCGCCGAAGUUGAACUGUUAACAAAAAAUAAUGAAAAACUACGUUUAGAAAAAUUAUACAAAGAGUUGCCGAUCAAUGAUGUACUAAGUGUGAUGGUACCUUUUGGUAAUACUAUAAAGCAAAUUAACGUGGAAAUAUUUACAGAGCUUAUUGAGAAACCAUAUUUAGGGGGCUACAGAAAUAUAUUUACUGGAAUCGAGUACCAUCAUGCAUAUACGCAAACGCCACAAAAACCAGAAAAGUUACCGCCUGAAAAAAAAAACUGUAGAGAUACACAAACGGCAGAAGAACGGGAAAAAAUAUACGAUACGGAUUAUAGUCGAGCAACUCAAAUGAAUUGUGUUAAAGCAUACAUCCCGAGUGUGAAUGAUAAGAUAAUAACCCCGAAACCAUACGAGACUUUUGAAGAAAUGAAACGACGUUUGAAUCAUGACCAUUACGCUUCGAUUAUUCAAAGAGCAUUUAAGCACUACCAGUUUCGGAUCAAAGUGGAAAGAUGGCUAAAAGAAUGCAGAGAUAGAAUAAACAGAAUGCGCGAACAAGACCAAAAAGAACAGGAAGCGAUGCAAAGGCGUCUGCAGAGAGAUCUUGUGACAAAAACAUUCCCGAAAACACGUCAAGAUUUUGAUCAACUUUAUGCUAUGGUAGACCGCUGGAAGCACGCCGAAAUAGCUAGGAUAUCACAACUACAUUCAAAAGGACCUAAAAUUGCUGAAUUUACUUUACUGCUUGAUAAGGAAGUAGAACUACUGCGUUGCAUUGAAGCAUACAGAAUUAAAAUAAAAGAAGACAGUCGAAAAAUAAAGGAAGAACGUUUCUUAGAAGAAAUAUCGAAGCCCGUUGCAUGGUACGGACGCAGCGGUAAACUUAUUACUAUGGACACUAUUGAAAUACAAAGAGCUAGGAGAUUAAAAGAAUUAUAUAAUUCGUUUAUACGUGAAGAUACGGAGGUAAAGGAACGAUUAGAACUUUUAGUUGAUAUGAAGUUUGCAUUACAAGAAUUCAGACAUCCUUUAGCCGAAGAAAUAAUUACGCUCUUAGAUCAGGAAUGCGAUCUUCUUGUGCGACGAUAUAAUGGGUUUCAACUACAGUUCUUACGUCAGAGGGUAGCAGCGAGUAUAUUACGACUAAUCAAAACGUCGGAGCUAAAUUUCGGUGUAACUAAAUGCAAAGACAUCCGCGAAUAUAGACAAAUGGAGCAAAGUAGAUUGUACUUUUGCGAAUUAUGCCAUCAAGUCAAGGGUUACGCAGAGUUCCCGUUAAACACCAAGAUGAGUGGAUUCUUGGUGUGCACAUCUUGUUCUUGGAAAGACGUAAAUGAACGGAGUUGGGUGGACAUGACGCCUUACAAGUUUAUUUUACGAGCAGUACAAAGAGAGGAGCGCCGUCGGAAGUGUUGGGGAUCCUUAGCCUUUGUAUUACAAGAGAAAGAUAUAUUCUUCAUUGUUGAAAAACUGUGGCAUUCACAUUCUGCAAUUAGCGAAUGCAAAGAUAUAACGGAAUUAAGACUGUGCCGUUGGCGUGUGAACGACGAUUGGUCUCCAUGGAACUGUUUCUUGGUUACGGUGCAAGAGAUGAAAGCCCACCUCAAGCUUCAGAAUCCUCAAGACGUAUACGACGAAGAGCUGGUGCAGAAAGUUGAAACUAAACACAAGUUGGCUAAGGCCAAUUUCGAGCAAUUAAUGUCUGUAAAUAAACGUUUCACGGAGAGUGGCGACUGGCAAAGCGUGCGUGCUCCAGCUGUGGCUCGGGUAAAUGCAGUCGAACCGAUUUGAUUUUAGAAAAAAAGUACUAGGAAAAGUUAUUGUAAUCAUACUUCUAUCGUUUAUAAAUGAAUAUGCAAUUUCGAAAAGGGCACAUGUCGCAUAUUUUGUCAAAUACGUUUUUUCAUAUACAUGU
This is a messenger RNA of Bombyx mandarina (wild silkworm), 2629 nucleotides long. Its product is annotated as IQ and ubiquitin-like domain-containing protein. NCBI's taxonomy places the organism in Eukaryota, Metazoa, Arthropoda, Insecta, Lepidoptera, Bombycidae. The record is from RefSeq and is a predicted model, not a curated record.